AGGGACCAUCCUAGGGUCUCUGCUUUCACUCAGGAGAGCUGUUGUGCUCUCAGAAUGGUGUCAAAAAAAGGGUGCUCAAGCACUGCACAGAUGGAGACAAAAGCUCAGCGAACGCCGAAAAGGCUUCAGCGAAGGCGGAUCACGACUUUCUGACCUGUUUUUCCCUAUUCCCAUGGGGAUGAGGUGUGAUGAAACCGCCAGCCUGCCUGGGCCCGACCUGCUUGCUCGCUCAGGCGAACAUGUUAUGGAUGUCUUCCUAUUUAAAAAGAAAUUAAGUUGUUUUAAUGCAAAAAUAACCACAAGGGCAGUAGAUAAACCUAUGCUUUCUGAAGGCAUUUACAAGAACUAGUAAAUGUACUUAAGGGAACUGGUUAAAAUUAAGUAAAGAAUAGUGGGAAAUUCUCAUUAGUUAGGGCUGAACUGUUAGUCUUUUGGAAAGAAAGAUUUUUUGCCUCAGGCUGUCUGAAAAAUGUGAGUUCAAAUGCAAAGCAAAUGUGAAAUGUGUGGGCUUUCUACAUUUUAGCCUAUUGCAAGACUCAAAUCUGAUUCACUGUAGCUAGGGCUCCAGUGUAAUGCUUCUGCAGUCUGUAAAAUUUGACCUGCAGCUUGAUGUAUUGGCCACAAUUCUGUAAUAAUUUCACACCACUGAAAGAACAGAAAGUUCUUCUCAUGUUACACCCUUAUAUGAAUUGUGAAGGUAUGACAAAGUAGAAAUCAUCCAGGAAUGCUGUAGCCUGAAGUGUCCAAAAUAAACCAUUGCUGUUUUGCAGAUGGGAAACCUUACUAGGUGAGGUAUAUUUUGGAUAGAAGUGAGGAGUGUGCCUGCACAGUGUGCACAUGAGCUGCCUUGAAAGCUCUGACUGAGUACCAUGAAGAUAGCAUUUAAUACUUGACUACAGCAAGGUACUAACUCGUACAGCUAAGAGCGCUGAAGUUUGGCACUAAGAUUACUAUGGAAUUCAAAUACCCAGUUACUGCCUGGAAAUAAGAUUGGUUUUGACUUUAUUGCAGUGAUGCUGCAAGCUCCAACAGCUGUCUGCCCAAAAUGAUACCGCUGAUUUGGGGCUUAUAUUUUAAUACCUGAAAGUAGCCUUAUACAAGCUGCAAAACUAGGAUUGGACAGGAAUAUCUAACUGUGUGCUGAGCAUUCUGUCUGGUGGAAGUCAUGUCAUCCAUAUUGCCAUUCACUCCACCGGUUGUGAAGAGACUUCUUGGGUGGAAAAAGACCGCUGGUGUCUCUGGAGGGGCUGGUGGUGGUGAGCAGAAUGGACAGGAGGAGAAGUGGUGUGAAAAAGCAGUGAAAAGCUUGGUCAAGAAGCUAAAGAAAACAGGACAGCUGGAUGAGCUUGAGAAGGCCAUUACCACUCAGAACUGCAAUACAAAGUGUGUGACAAUACCAAGCACUUGCUCUGAAAUUUGGGGACUGAGUACACCAAACACGAUAGAUCAGUGGGAAACAUCAGGCCUUUACAGCUUCUCUGAACAAACCAGAUCUCUUGAUGGCCGACUACAGGUAUCGCAUCGUAAAGGACUACCACAUGUCAUCUACUGUCGUCUGUGGCGCUGGCCAGAUCUUCACAGCCACCAUGAACUUAAAGCAAUCGAAAACUGUGAAUAUGCUUUUAAUCUUAAGAAGGAUGAAGUAUGUGUAAACCCAUACCACUACCAGAGAGUGGAGACACCAGUCUUGCCUCCUGUACUAGUGCCACGGCACACUGAGAUUCUAACAGAACUUCCUCCUCUUGAUGACUACACCCAUUCCAUUCCUGAAAACACUAACUUCCCAGCUGGAAUUGAACCACAGAGCAAUUACAUACCAGAAACACCACCUCCAGGAUAUAUCAGUGAAGAUGGAGAAACAAGUGACCAGCAGUUGAACCAAAGCAUGGAUACAGGAUCUCCAGCAGAGCUGUCUCCCAGUACUCUCUCCCCAGUUAAUCACAGCCUGGACUUGCAGCCAGUCACUUAUUCGGAACCCGCAUUUUGGUGUUCAAUAGCAUAUUAUGAGUUGAAUCAAAGAGUGGGAGAAACCUUCCAUGCAUCACAGCCUUCCCUGACUGUAGAUGGCUUCACAGAUCCAUCCAAUUCAGAACGGUUUUGUCUAGGUCUGCUUUCCAAUGUCAACAGAAAUGCAACAGUGGAAAUGACAAGGCGACACAUAGGAAGGGGAGUGCGUCUCUAUUACAUCGGUGGAGAAGUUUUUGCCGAGUGUCUUAGUGAUAGCGCAAUUUUUGUUCAGAGCCCCAACUGUAAUCAAAGAUAUGGCUGGCAUCCAGCAACUGUCUGCAAAAUCCCACCAGGAUGCAACCUAAAAAUCUUUAAUAACCAAGAAUUUGCUGCUCUUCUGGCUCAGUCUGUGAAUCAGGGUUUUGAAGCAGUUUAUCAGCUUACCAGAAUGUGUACCAUAAGGAUGAGUUUUGUUAAAGGAUGGGGAGCGGAGUACAGGCGGCAAACAGUAACAAGCACUCCUUGCUGGAUUGAACUUCAUCUGAAUGGACCUCUACAAUGGUUGGACAAAGUAUUGACUCAGAUGGGCUCCCCUUCAGUACGCUGCUCCAGCAUGUCGUAGAACUCCUUCCUCCGCUACCAGUGGGCUAAAUACCAAGGCCCAUCAACAGACUUCAUAGAACAGCUCAUCUGUCAUAUUAUUUGUGUGUGGUCCCCAUGAACUGUUUACUGUACAAAAAGGUGUUUUUUUUUUUUUUACAAAAAAAAAAAACCAACAACAAAACAGCACUUGAGGUCUCAUCAAUUAAAGCACCUUGUGGAUUCUGUUUUCUAUACUCCAAUACUAGAUGAGAAUUUAACAUAUAGAAAUAUCUUUUUCAGAAAGAAGAAGGGGCAGUUCUAAAGUUUCUUGAUGAUGUUUUUAUUGGGCAUAUAAUUGAGUGUCCUAAUGGUUUAUCAUUAACAUGAAUAGCUAAGUAUAUAUACAGGUUAUGUGUCAUGAUCUCAGAUACUGCAGUAUUGUGCUCUUCUACAUUUUAAUUCCCGUAAAUAGAUGUUUGGUUUGUUUUUUUGAUUAGGGCAAAUCUCUCAUCAAAUUCCAAGACUCGACUCCUUUAUUCUUUUAUAUUUUUAUAUAAGCAGAUUUUCAAGUUGUCCUAAACAUAAAAAUAAGACUUUCGUUUAAAAAAAUAAAACCUUAACUUUUUGCUUCUGCCUUAAAGAAAAAGAGAAUCCCUCCGUUGUAAGGGAAAGAAAUGUCUGAGAUUUAUCUGAAAUCUCAAGACAAUUUAUAUAUGCUUAAUGGGGCCUAAAAGGAAUCCAUAUACUGUAAAUUUUGAGUAUCCUUCACACUAGGAGUCUACUUUUCCCUACCCAUCUGAGCUGAUGCAUCUGUUGCCAGCAAUAUUGCUGUCAGUCAUCUAUUUGGGACUUUUUUGUGCCUUGGAUCACUGAAAUCACUGUUUUUCUCAUGGAAUGAGAAUUGACCAUAGCAUUGGAUACUGGAUUAAAUACAGAAGGUUAUUGGCUUACCCCUUACACCUUCAUGCUUUCAUUAAACAGACAUCACUAAAAAUCUUGGUUUUAGCUUUUGGAGCCAAAUGUUGAAAAAUCCUUUCCCAAGGUAAACUAGAAUCUUUUGCAUAGGUUUUAAAUAGGUUUUAAAUAAACUUCUUAACAUAUUUCAGUAACAGAACUUAAAUCUCUGAUCUGAGUGGCUUUGUACAGCUUACUGACAUACCAGAUUGUACGCAUUCAUUAUGUCAUAAUGGGCCUUGUUAUUAAAAGUAGUUGCUUCUGCAAAACUACUAGGAUAGUGGUUGCUGAGUUAUGACCAGCAAAAAAAGGACUUUGAGGUUCUUCACCACAGUGCAUGUUAUUGUGAACUCUUGGACACUACAGCUGCACCAUAUCUGUAGAAUAUAUUUCAGAAUAUUUUUAAUAAGUCUGUGUUGGGGAAGGGUUGAGAAACUGUAUAGAAGGGUUAUUCUGACUUGAAAAAUAUACGUCUUACUAACAUUCUUGUGAUCUACCUGUCAUUCUUCUGUUAUCGUGGCAGUAGCAGGAUUGCAUUUGUAUUUUCUCAUUGUUACACCCAUUACACUAGCAAUAUACUUUGUAAGUACAGCUAGUGAUUACUUAGCUUGGUGAACAAAAUGUGGUCAGUGUUACAGCUUUUAAUCAGUUGACUGAAUUGAGGAUAGUCAUGGAUAUUUUUAUGCUGUAAUGACUAGGGCAUAGAAGCAAUACCAAAAAAUCAAGCCUUGAAGAAGUGGGCCAGCUGCCUUUUCAAAGUUGGCAAAGCAGUUAACAGAUUGUGCUAGUUUUGCCAGCAGAUUAAUGUAUUGGUAGAACUUGUGAACAUAAGAAAUAAGCUUCAUGUGUGUUGCGUUUGCCUAAUAUGUGAAUACACUAAUAAAAGUUUUAAUUCUCA
Molecule: messenger RNA, 4381 nt
Organism: Gallus gallus (chicken)
Lineage: Eukaryota; Metazoa; Chordata; Aves; Galliformes; Phasianidae
Product: mothers against decapentaplegic homolog 2-like
Exons: 11
Coding region: 1166-2569 (467 amino acids)
Biological process (GO): anatomical structure morphogenesis; cell differentiation; BMP signaling pathway
Cellular component (GO): heteromeric SMAD protein complex
Molecular function (GO): I-SMAD binding; DNA-binding transcription factor activity, RNA polymerase II-specific; RNA polymerase II cis-regulatory region sequence-specific DNA binding
Source: RefSeq, a predicted model, not a curated record